AUGGAAUUAUUGUCACAAUAUAGGCCUAGGCAAAUUAAUGACAACAACUUGAAAAGAGAAAUUAGGCGUACUCAGCUAUUGACACGGUUAUUGAAAUCUGAAAAAUGCCGAGAUGUCACACGUAUGGGCCCUAAAGCAUUUAGGCAGUUGUGUCAAAAAUUAAGAGAAACUGGUAGAGUAAAGGAUUCUACUCGUUCUACGGUUGAAGAGCAAGUAGCUAAAUUCCAACAUAUUAUAGGGCACAAUGUGAAAACUAGAACAAUGUCUUUCUUCUUUCACCGUUCAGGAGAGACAAUUAGUCGUCACUUUCACAACGUCCUACAUGCUAUUCCAUCAUUAGAGGGAGACUUCUUCAAGCAACCAUCUAGUGAGGGUGUUCCUUAUGAAAUAUUUCAUAAUAGUCGAUUCUAUCCGUUUUUCACAGACUGCAUUGGAGUCAUAGAUGGUACUCAUAGUCGUGUGAAGGUACUAAGGGUGGAAGCCCCUCGUUUUUACGGAAGAAAAGAUCACCCAACACAAAAUGUGUUAGCUGCCUGCGGGUUUGAUAUGAAAUUCACUUAUGUGUUGUCUGGUUGGGAAGGAAUUGCCUCUGACUCGAGAAUUUUGAAAGAUGCUCUAAGUAGGGAAUAUCCACUUCGAAUCUCCGAAGUUCUGUGA
Arachis stenosperma is the source of this 657-nucleotide messenger RNA. RefSeq lists its product as uncharacterized. Bases 1 to 657 code for a protein of 218 amino acids. The record is from RefSeq and is a predicted model, not a curated record. NCBI's taxonomy places the organism in Eukaryota, Viridiplantae, Streptophyta, Magnoliopsida, Fabales, Fabaceae. The transcript has 2 exons.